Perca fluviatilis (European perch) is the source of this 2324-nucleotide messenger RNA. It is a transcript of the gene scamp4, whose product is annotated as secretory carrier membrane protein 4. Gene Ontology annotation, cellular component: recycling endosome membrane; trans-Golgi network membrane. Bases 134 to 826 code for a protein of 230 amino acids. The transcript is spliced from 7 exons. NCBI's taxonomy places the organism in Eukaryota, Metazoa, Chordata, Actinopteri, Perciformes, Percidae. The record is from RefSeq and is a predicted model, not a curated record. Gene Ontology annotation, biological process: protein transport.
GAGGGAGUGGGACUUCUUCCUAUAUUAGAAAUUCUUUGAUAGGGUCGAGAAAGCGCAUCCUGAAAGAUUCUUGCUGUUGUCGACGGUAACGUGAGGAGAUAAACGCUAUCCCGGAAAGAAUUGGGAUUUCAAAAUGGCAGAAAGGGUGAAUAACUUUCCUCCACUGCCUCAGUUCAUGAGAAUAAAGCCAUGCUUUUACCACAACAUUGAAGAGGAAAUUCCUGCACCCCACCAGCAGUUGGUUCGCAGAGUCUACACACUUUGGAUGAUGUAUUCUGGCACACUGUGCAUAAAUGUGAUCUCCUGUAUUGCUUGGUGGGCUGGGGGUGGAAAUGCCACAAACUUCGGCUUUUCCCUACUCUGGCUCAUCCUCUUCAGCCCGUGCAGUUACACCUGCUGGUUCAGACCACUCUACAAAGCCUUUAGGGCUGAUAGCUCGUUCAACUUCAUGGCCUUCUUCUUCAUCUUCUUCCUUCAGUGUGUCUUGGCCCUCAUCCAGACUAUAGGUAUCUCUGGUUGGGGAACAUGCGGCUGGAUUGCAACAGUGAUGUUUUUCAGCACAAAUGUGGGCUCCGCUAUAGUGAUGCUUAUCACAACUCUGCUCUUCACUGUGGUGACUGCUUUAAUGGCACUGGUUCUCAUUAAGGUGCACAGAAUGUACCGUGGCGGCGGCGGUAGUUUGGAGCGCGCUCAGGAAGAGUGGAGCACCGGGUUGUGGAAGAGUGCACCAGUGAGGGAAGCAGGGUUUAACGCUGUUGCCCAGGGCCCAAGCUUGCCCCAGUACCCUGCCGCAGUGCCCAGCUAUCCCGACAACAGUCACUGGUGAUAGCGGAGAGUCGCCUCUAGAUGGAGACAGAUAGCUGGUCGUUUCUGUGGUGCACAAGAACGCACUUCAAAAGCACCAGCAUCUCUCUCUUACAUCACAAAAUGCAUAGAAAUGUUUUUUUUGAAUGAGAGGAUUGGAUUGCUAUGAAAAAAAUGUGUUUCCACUAAAGCUCAUUACUACACUUGUCGUAGAGGGUUAUCUACAAACUAUGCCAUUCCAUUUCAACUUUUGUUUACAUAUAGUUUAUUAAAAAUGAAUAAGAGAGAGAACUACAAAUUUUAUGCUCUAAAGUCUUGCGACUAUGCACGUGGAAACGCGAAGAGAGUGAACUGUUUCAGGAUAGCAGUAUGUGAAGGACGUGUGCCUUAUGGAUAGAAUGCUAGAAACCGUAGUGUACUGAAGAACAGGGUGUUUUUUUUCUUUCGCAACAAGAGAACGUCUGCAAACUGCAUGAUUUUUAAUCUGGUGGAAUUCUUUUCUGUGUAUGAGUUGUUUAUUUUUAAUACGCUGUGCUUGGAAUUUCCAUGCUUGCCUGCUUCGGCUGUACUUUCUUGAAAUGCGCCUUAAUACUACUCACAGAUUUUGUAUGAGAAAAAUAUCUUGCUUGACUUUAGCCUUAACAAAUGCUGUUUUUUUGUUAAACUGGACUUAUGCUUCAAUGAAGCAACAUGUGGAAACAUUUUUCAAGUUGUUGUGUUGGUGCGUAAUCCUCCUCUGUGAUUUCUCACUGAGCACUGAUGUGCCAAAAACACUUCAGCCUCUUUCCAUUAUUUUUGAAACUGGAAAAAGUCACACCCAAAGUAUCGCGUUGUACUCAGUUUCUGUAGUUCCAAAGCUACACUGUUUGCUUUUAGUAGUCAGCGCCCGGCCCUGAAAGAACCUUAUCUGCUGUUGUCGAUGUUUUAGUCCCUUUUACUUUCCCACAGAUAGAUUGAAUUUCUGUGUUUGGUGACUGCCGUGUGCUUGCAUGCAGCCUAUCAUGGGAGUGGGACUAAACAGGAUUCUCUUAUUUCAAAUGAACUGACCUCAUGUAACCAAUACAAACAACUCAACUGGCUGGCUGAAAGAUUUACUGCAAAUGGAUCAGCGGUGAAGUGAAAUAUUGCAUUAGAGUAGUCACAGUGUGUUUAAAACAUGACUGAUAUUCAAAGUGUGAACUAAUUUAAUGUCAUUCCAACAAACUUUGGGAAAUAAUCUUAUUAAACCCAUUGAAUGUGGCUUUUUAAUGCAGGUAAUCUACUGUAGCAGCCCAAAUUUUACUUUUGGCUUAAUGAUCCAAAAAGUCUAUAUGAAGUAUAUAAGCACCGAGCGGCAGUAAAAGCUGCUUCACCGGUUGAUUUAUUUUCAUUUUCUUGUUACAAAAGUGUCCUUCAUGGCCAACUGCCAAGAUUAUUAUUUAGAUUUUUCUCUGUUAUUUGAUAAGUGACCAGAUAAAAUGGAUAGAAGUUGAAGUAACCUUCAAAUAUUGCAACAUUUCAAUAAAUACUAUUAUUCCCAA